CAGGAGGAGCUGACACCGACAGAAAACACCGAUUCAGAGAAACACCGCUGUUGCACUUAUCCACACAAUGCAGCUUUGAAUUACGGCCGGAGAAGCGAACAUAUGCUCUAUUUCCAUGCAAGGCGUGUGGUUUUUAUUUCUUCCUCAUGCGUGAAUAGAAAAGGUGACACACGGACACCGCGACAGAAAACCCUUCCGAAAAACAGCGAAAGGAAUCGCAAAAAGAGGGAAGGAGCCAGGCCGAGCCAGUUCUUGGUGAAAGUGACUCUGCGCUGGCAGCCUCCGUCGUGUUAAUGUAAUGGAAACACACUUUUGGUCGGCGGCGUCUGAAAUGCAUCAGUGGAAAUGUAUGGAGGGCCUGCGGGGCUGAUCGCAUCAUAGGUGGCCCGACUUUGCCGGCGGGUCGACCCCCAGAGCCAGGUGAGCUACCAUGCCCAGCGCCAGGCCGGCGCAACGCACGCGUCACAACAGUGAGUGCUCCGUUCAAUCAGUGGGAAACCUGAGAAGGAAGUUUGUGGAAAACCCCUUAUUCCAGCGCCAUUUUUGAUCUCCUUUUGUUUUUCUUUUUUAAAAAUUUGACCUACAUAUUCUUGGAGCUUCCCAUCGCUCGGCUGCUUUUUCCUGCCAUCUGCAGCAGAAAGGCUCUUUUUCUACUGGAGUCGCAUCCUUUUCCUGGCUUCUUUUUACCACCGGCACCAAGGACACCCAACUGCAACCCAGCUGACAAAAUGGAGGUUAAAAUUUACCACCAGCUUUUGUUGGAGCUGAAGAUGUGUGGGGCAGAAUGAAGGGACUCCUUUGAGGAGGAGGAGGAGGUGGUGGAGGAGGAGGAGCACGAGUUCAAAAUGGCCCAAACCAGUUUGCUGCAGGGGAAGCGCUUUUACUGCCGGGAGUGGGUCUUCCACAAGAUCCAGCACUGCCUCCAGGAGAAAACCAACAACCUGAGCGGAGGAGUGACCGGCAGCACCCCCAGCAAGCAGCCGGUCCCGCCGGGGCCCGGCGGGGCCGUCUCCGUCCCCGGGAGCCUCACGGCGGCGGGAUCCGCCAAGUCCGGCAGCUCCUGGGGAGUGCUGCUGGUGGGGGGGCCGGGCAGCGGGAAGACGGCGCUGUGCACGGAGCUGCUGUGGCCCACGUCGGCCCAGGGAACCCACCGCGGCCUGCACCAGCAGAGCCUGGCCUUCCACUUCUGCCGGGCCGACGACUCGGACACGCUGUGCGUCGGCGGCUUCAUCCGAGGCCUGGUGGCCCAGAUCUGCCGCAGCGGGCUGCUGCCGGGCUACGAGGAGAAGGUGCACGACCCGGCGGUGCAGAGCACGCUGCAGCCCGGGGAGUGCGAGAGGAAUCCCACGGAGGCGUUCAAGAGGUGUGUGCUCCUGCCUCUGCUGAGCGCCAAGCCGCCCCAGCAGUCUCUGUUCCUGCUGGUGGACUCCAUCGACGAGGGCUGCCAGCUGGGCGAGGGCGACCAGCGGUCGUCGCCCGGCUCCCCCCGGACCAUCGCCGAGCUCCUCGCCAGUCACCACGAGUUCCUCCCCCCGUGGCUGCUGCUCAUCUGCUCGGCGCGGCGGCAGAACAAGGCCAUCACCAAGCUCUUCACAGGAUUUCGCAAAAUCAGUCUUGAUGAUCUGCGCAAAGCCUACAUCGUCAAAGAUGUGCAGCAGUACAUCCUGCACCGGCUGGACCAAGAGGAAGCCCUGCGGCAGCACCUGACCAAGGAGACGGCCGAGAUGCUCAACCAGCUCCACAUCAAAAGCAGCGGAUGCUUCCUCUACCUGGAACGUGUGCUGGACGGCGUGGUGGAGAACUUUAUCAUGCUCCGUGAGAUCCGCGACAUCCCCGGCACCCUCAACGGCCUCUACCUGUGGCUCUGCCAGAGACUAUUUGUCAGGAAACAGUUCGCCAACGUCCAACCCAUCCUCAACGUAAUCUUGGCCACCUGCCGGCCUCUCACAGUGAAGGAACUGUACCACGCCGUCUGGACCAAAAACAUGACGCUGACCAUGGAGGAAUUUCAGAAAAAAAUGGACAUCCUCUCCAAGUUACUGGUCAAAGGCCUCGGGACUACCAAAAUCCUCUUUCAUUACAGUUUUGCCGAGUGGCUCCUGGAUGUGAAGCACUGCACCCAGAAGUACUUGUGCAACGCCGCAGAGGGCCACCGAAUGUUAGCGAUGAGUUACACAUGCCGCGCCAAGCAGCUGAAGCCACUGGAAGUGCAGGAGUUUGCACUGCACCUUGUCAACUCCAACCUGCAGAUCGAGCCGUUCAACUUGGCUCUGUGGAUGGUUUGGAACGGGACGCCCGCUAAAGACUCUCUGAGCACCUCCAUCCCCAGAGAGCAGGAAGUUCUGCAGCUCCUGGUCAAAGCCGGGGCUCACGUCAGCAACGAGGACGACCACGCUUCCUGUAUCGUACAGCAGGCCCUGGAGAGGGAGGACUCCAUACGCACGUUACUGGACAACGGAGCGUCGGUGAACCAGAGCGACUCCAGCGGCAGGACUCUGCUGGGCAACGCGGCGUACAGCGGGAACCUCGACGUUGUCAACCUGCUCGUAUCUCGAGGGGCGAACAUGGAGCUGGAGGACAACCACGGGCAGACGGCGCUCACCCUCGCCGCGAGGCAGGGCCACACCAAGGUGGUCAACUGCUUGAUCGGCUGCGAGGCCAACAUCAACCACACGGACCACGACGGCUGGACGGCUCUGCGCUCGGCGGCGUGGGGCGGCCACUCCGAGGUGGUGUCGGCUCUGCUUUACGCCGGCGCCAAGGUGGACUGCGCCGAUGCCGACGGCAGGACUGCGCUGAGGGCGGCCGCCUGGGGAGGCCACGAGGACAUCGUGCUGAACCUCUUGCAGCACGGGGCGGAGGUCAACAAGGCGGACAACGAGGGGAGGACGGCGCUCAUCGCUGCGGCGUACAUGGGCCACAGGGAGAUCGUGGAGCACCUCCUGGACCACGGCGCCGAGGUCAACCACGAAGACGUGGACGGGAGGACGGCGCUCUCAGUUGCGGCGCUCUGUGUCCCCGCCAGCAAAGGCCACGCGUCGGUGGUGAGUCUGCUCAUAGACCGGGGGGCGGAGGUCGACCACUGCGACAAGGACUGCAUGACCCCCCUCCUGGUGGCGGGCUACGAAGGACACGUGGAUGUGGUGGACCUACUCCUGGAAGGCGGCGCCGACGUGGAUCACACCGACAACAACGGGCGCACGCCUCUCCUGGCGGCGGCGUCCAUGGGCCACGCGUCGGUGGUCAACACGCUGCUGUUCUGGGGCGCGGCGGUGGACAGCAUUGACAGCGAGGGCAGGACCGUGCUGAGCAUCGCGUCGGCACAGGGCAACGUGGAGGUGGUCAGGACUCUGCUGGAUAGAGGUCUGGAUGAGAAUCACCGGGACGAUGCCGGCUGGACCCCGCUGCACAUGACGUCCUUCGAGGGCCACCGCCAGGUGUGUACCGCGCUCAUCGAACAGGGCGCCCGCUGCUCAGAGGUGGACAAUGACGGGAGAAUACCGCUGAUAUUAGCUGCACAGGAAGGACAUUAUGACUGUGUGCAGAUUCUUCUGGAGAACAAGUCGUGCAUCGACCAGAGGGGGUACGACGGGAGGAACGCUCUCAGGGUGGCUGCGCUGGAGGGUCACCGGGACAUUGUUGAGCUGCUGCUGAGCCAUGGCGGCGAUAUAGACCACAAAGAUGCGGACGGGCGCCCGACGCUCUACAUACUGGCACUUGAGAACCAGCUGGCUAUGGCAGAGUAUUUCCUGGAAAACGGCGCCAACGUGGAGGCGUGUGACACGGAGGGCCGGACCGCCCUGCACGUGUCCUGCUGGCAGGGGCACGUCGAGAUGGUGCGGCUGCUGAUCAACUACCACGCCGACGUCAACGCCUGCGACAACGAGAAGAGGUCGGCGCUCCAGUCUGCGGCGUGGCAGGGCCACACCAAGGCCGUGCAGUUCUUGAUAGAGAACGGCACUCAUGUGGAUCACACGUGCAACCAGGGAGCCACGGCGCUGGGCAUCGCCGCCCAGGAGGGGCACAUCGACGUGGUGCAGAUACUCCUGGAGAAUGGAGCCGACCCCAACCACGCCGAUCAGUUUGGACGCACGGCCAUGAGGGUGGCGGCGAAAGGCGGCCAUUCGAUGAUCAUCAAACUCCUGGAGAAGUACGGAGCCAACACGCUGAACGGCUGCAGCCCGUCCCCGGUGCACACCAUGGAGGAGAAGACCCCACUAGCCGUGACGGGGAAGAUGCAGUCCCUCACCAUCAAAUCCAGCAGUUCUGGCAGCACCGGAGCGGGAGACGUGCCGACGACUGGCAGGGGUCCUCUCAACGGGCCCGUGCACGCCUUCAGCUCCCCGUCGGAGUCCCCCGACUCCACCGCGGAGAGGCAGAAGUCCUCUCUGUCCAACAACUCCCUCAAGAGCUCCAAGAACUCCUCGUUGAGGACCACGUCCUCCACGGCGACGGCCCAGACUGUGCCCAUCGACAGUUUCCACGGCAUGACGUUCACGGAGCAGAUACAGCAGCACUCGCUGCCCCGCAGCCGCAGCAGGCAGUCCAUCGUGUCUCCCUCCUCCACGACCAAGUCCUCCGUCCAGCAGCCGUCGUCCCCAUCCAGCGACUUCGACUGGUCCCAGCUGAAACCGGCGCUGAAGUCCAAGGGGAUGAAGUCCGGCAGCGGCACGCCGAGCGUCAAGGGCACGCUGGGGGACAAGAAGAAGAGCAAGAACGGCGGCUCCACCCAGGGCCAGGUCCUGGAGUACGAGAUGACCCAGUUCGACAAGAGGAUCGCCCUCAACAAGUCGGUGGCCAACAUCGCCGUGAAGGACCCGCACUGUAAGAUCAUGAUCGGCGGCUCGCUGCAGCAGGACCGGGGCCAGUGCCAGGACCAGUACCAGGACCAGUACUUCAUCCAGCAGCAGGGCUGUCCCGAGAAGAAGAGGAACGGCAUCAUGACCAACCCCAAUUACCACCUGCAGGGCAAUCAGGUGUUCCUGGGAAGGGUGUCGGUUUCUCGGACUGUGCAGAACCGAGGCCACCAGGACGUCCUGGAGAACUACCCCAUCGGGGAGACGGAGCUCAGCCUUAAACAAGCCCUGAAACUGCAGAUCGAGGGAUCGGACCCGGGGUUUAACUACAAAAAGGAGACUCCAUUAUAGCUGAUGUCUAGGACGCCACUCGACAUGCCGGCGUUGGAGAGAAUGUGCCAAAGCAACUGUUCAUCUGCAUAGAAAUCCUAGAUAGUUUUGUUUUUCAUUCAUCAGUGGGAGACGAGGGACGAUUGUUGGCUGCUGCCUAACGCUUACGUGAACUGAUACUUUGAUGUGCCUACAUCUGUUACUGCCUUCUCCAUGUACUCGUGCAAAGUAUCAUUUUAAUUUAAUGUACUCCUAUUUAAUAAACAGUGUAUGCACUUUUAAUAGUAAAAGGACAGACAUGCAUUUGUUCUACUCACUUUGUAUCCCAUCCAAGUUUUAGCAACUGUUGAGAAACAAACCAAUGCUUUUUUUUUUUUUUUAAUCUAUUAUUUUAUGUUAUUUGUUUUAAUUUUUCACACUGACAGCAAUGCACCACUGGGUACGUUGCCACCGAAACCAGAGAACAGUGACUGAAGUCCUGAAUGCAUCAAAGCGGCAGUGAUUGUCUGCCUUUCCAGAGACCCAGAUGAUCUGUGUUAACUUUUCAGUGUGCUAAACCUCCGUUGUGUGUGACAUGUUAAUGGCUAUGGCAGUUUACUUCAAAUAUAUACAAGCGUAUUUAUUUUUCUUUGGAAAAAAAAGCCACUUUGGAUGCAUUUUUGUGUUGCAUUACAUUCUACCAUGGUGCUGUGUUCAGAAGAUGCCUGCAGUCACGUCAGACUACCAGUUUUCUUAUUUUAUUUUAUUUUUUUAAAUCAUUUUUUUUUUUUAUUUUGGCUCUGUGCAUUUGUGUAUUCGUAGAAAUAUCUACAAAAAGAGGGAGAUUCAGUGAUGAUGUAAAACAAACGAAAAAAAGAGGUCAUUUUUGUCCCUAUGGGAUUUUUCAGUUAUAUGUUUCUGUGUGCAUAAAGAAUAUUUAAAAAAAAAACAACAACCAUUGUGUACCGUCAGCAAAAAGUUUGAUUCUCAGUGCAGCAAUUUAAAAAAAGAAAUAAUAAUGAGCAUUUUCUUCUGGCUGGCAAAAACCCAGGCUUUGUUUCCUUGUUGUCAUACGGUUCGUUUUCAGGGGAAAAAGACAAAAAAAAGCGAGCAGCCGUUGGGACAACUCCUCGCUGUUAGUAUUUGAAAGGCUCCUCCGUCCCUCCUCCUCCUCCCGCGUCGGGCGGUCGGUUUGGACGGGGCGGAGGAGGAGCUCGGCUGUGACACCGAGGGAUCUCGAAACAUCUGUUUCUCAUGAACUGCGUGGAGCUGCGUUAGCGUUUACAGGCUGUGUCAUAUUUUUGCAGGCUUUUCAUAAUGUUAACAGUGAGCUAUUUUCUUUCGCCAAGACCUGGGGAUCGGUGGGAGUAGGAACCUAUCGCAUGCACAAACAUUUAAAAGCCCGAAUGAAAGCUCUUCAGUACUACAGUAGCUCAAACGUGUGCCAUGAAGGGUCAAUGGAAGGAUUGAGAAAAAAAAAAAAAAGGCAGGAUCGGUCUGGAAACUGUUGGGAAAACAUACUGUACAGUCUUACUAAGCAGUUCUCCUGUUCGGUGUUUAGUCUGUCAUCUUUGAUUUGACUGUCGGUUGAUCGGAUUGUAAAUAGCUUUACCGUGUACAUUCAACUUUCAUUUAAAAAGAAUUUCUGUAUCAUAUGAAGUGGAAUUUUCUGAUGUAUAUUAAAGUGCUCAAUAAACAUGUUUGCUUUACUG
Messenger RNA from Cololabis saira (Pacific saury), 6817 nucleotides. It is a transcript of the gene ankrd50, whose product is annotated as ankyrin repeat domain 50. NCBI's taxonomy places the organism in Eukaryota, Metazoa, Chordata, Actinopteri, Beloniformes, Belonidae. The record is from RefSeq and is a predicted model, not a curated record. The coding region runs from base 846 to 5147 and encodes 1433 amino acids. Gene Ontology annotation, molecular function: protein binding. The transcript has 5 exons.